AUGGGUAGGCGUCGGCUAAUCAAAACCACACGUAGGGAUUUAAUAAGUUCUCUGCCGGUAGAGGUAAAGCACAGAAUUUUGGAGUGUUUGCCCACCCAAGACACUGCCAGAACUGCUCUACUCUCAACCAACUGGAAUGAUGUUUGGUCCCAGCGUGGGAGGCUUGUGUUCGAUUUUAACUUCUCAUAUAGAGUCAAACAGGGCUACUUUGAAGAUAAGGGCAGAACUCUCGCUGGCAUAAUAGAUAAUAUUCUCCUUUCCCGUGCUGGACCAAUUAAGAAAUUUACUCUGGAUAUUGGAAAUGAUUAUCAGCAGUCUCAUUUCGAUAGGUGGUGUCUUUUUCUAUCAAAAAAUGGUGUGGAGGAGCUUCACAUAUCAUUUUGUAAUGGUAGAGAGGCUGGAUUUAAGCUGCCAUUCUGUAUACUCUCGUGCCGGACAAUUAAGCAACUGAGGGUCGAAUUUCCCAUUAUUGAUUUGCCGGUAAAUAAUGUUGGUGGUAUAUUUUUCAAUGUCACUUCAUUAUUUUUCUCAGGUGUUGAAUUUAGGCCCACUGUUAAUGAAACUGCUUCUAGUAUUAGUAUCAGUAUUCCUAACCUUGAGAAGCUGGCUUUCUUUAAAUGUCGAGGGAUCAAUAAAUUUGAGAUCAGCGCUUCAAAACUUGAAAAGUUGUAUGUUCGUUAUUUUGUGCAUGAUGUGGUUGAAUCAAGAUGGUUGGCACCACAUUUGAAAGCAAUUAAGAGUCUUUGGUUGUGUGGCUCUUCCUUGUUGUAUGUGGACGCAUCUUUGUUUGCAAAUGCAAUAAAUCUCCAAGUACUAGGGUUGGAUUACUUAAGUUUUGGUUGUGGGAAGCAGCUCACGGUUGUUAUGCAAUUGCUUCAAAAAUGCCCCAACCUAUAUGAACUGGGAAUUAUGGCUGAUCCGGCAGUAUGCAAAUGUGAUGAAGAAUCUACUUCAAGACUUUUGGAGGAUCUAGAUGGUUGCUUUAUUGUUAAGGAUCUAAAGAUGCUUAACACAAUCAAGAUUGAAUUAUUUAGUGGAUCCACAGUUGAAAUCCUUUUUGGUUGGGAGGAUGAUGACAAAGAAGUUGCUUCAAGGCUUUUGGAGGAUCCGGAUGGUUGCUUAGUUAUUCAAGAGUUGAAGAUGCAGAUGCUUAACACAAUCCAGAUUGAAUCAUUCAGUGGAUCUGCAUUCGAAAUGUUUUUUAUGAAACUGCUGCUCUCAAAAUCCCCUGCCCUAGAAAGAGUUGUUAUUCUGAAGCGUUUGGGUAUGAAUGCCUCCAAAGUGAGAAAAAUCCAAAGGAAGUUGUAA
Ipomoea triloba (trilobed morning glory) is the source of this 1308-nucleotide messenger RNA. RefSeq names its product F-box/FBD/LRR-repeat protein At1g13570-like. The transcript has 4 exons. The record is from RefSeq and is a predicted model, not a curated record. Gene Ontology annotation, molecular function: protein binding. The coding region runs from base 1 to 1308 and encodes 435 amino acids. Lineage: Eukaryota; Viridiplantae; Streptophyta; Magnoliopsida; Solanales; Convolvulaceae.